AUGCCAGUCGACUGUCCCUCGCAGGGGUUUCAUCAGGUCGCUAUGGAGUUCAAGGAGAACCAAGGCAAGGUGUGGCUCUUCCCUCAUGAGGCCUCUGUUGAAUUCAGCCCGGCCAAUGACCGUGACUCGGCUCAGAUCUUGGCCACCUUCCACCUCCCCACUCCAGAGCCUGAAAACAGCAGGAGACUCAAUCGAUCCAUUCCCUCCAGUCAGGCCAUCUCCAUGACCAUUAUGCAGGCCACUUCUGCCCUCUGGGAGGGACUCGAAUUGGCUGUCAGUGGUCCUCAUACCGUCAUCACUCGAUCCCCAACCACCAAGCCAAAGUCCAGUCCAAGUCGCCCUCACAUCCCUUCAACCCACUCUGAGGAUACUUCCGAGAUCCUUGGUUCUGGCAAAACUGCAAAGCAGCCGUCGCCCUCCAAUGGCACCACUACCAAACGCCAGCAGGACAAAGCGGUCGAGCAUUCCUCCAAACCCGCAAAGACCAAGCAACAAAAGGAUCAAGAAGACAAAGGACGAGGGGCAGCGACCAAAGGCCCAGGUGGAACCAGUGCUGCAAAAAAGGCUGCAGCCUCAGGACCAGCAUCCAACUCUACCCAAAAGAGAUGUGGUUACUGCAACUGUACUACUACCCCUAUGUGGAGACGAGGACCUAACGGGCCAAGCACUCUGUGCAACGCUUGUGGUGUCAAAUGGAAACACGGAAAGAUCAUGCAGGAUGUUACGGAGAGUCAACUGGCACCAACGUCAGGACUAGGCUCCAAUUCUUCCAAGUCUUCCAAGGAAUCGCAGGAGAACGGCUACAGUCGGCAAGCCGAGAGCAAGAAAUCCGUCAACAAAGCUAGCCACAGCGGAGGCAGCAGUAGCAGCAUCAAGGCUAACCAUGAUGCAACUUGCGGCGAAUCCACCUCGCCUCAGGACAAACCAAAGGUCAAAGAUGUUCGUAAUGGAGGCAGACGAGGAUCGGAUGCCGACAAGAUUGUCCCUGUCAAAAAAAGACAUUUAGCAACGUCAGUCAGUCCUCCCAUUGGAGGCCCUCGGAUGGUGCCCAUUCACGAACUUGAUGACUUGAUCCGUCCCACCAGCCCCAGUUUUCCAGUCAACCAUAGGAAGCAUGGAUAUGAUGAUGGCAAUGAUGAUGACGCCUAUGGAUCUCAAGGAGACGGACGGACCAAGCAAAGGAAGAAUGGAGUUGGUCGUUCAGAUCAUGGUGGAGACUCUCAUUCGACAUCUGGCUCAAAUCGAUCUGCAGAGAGGGAUGUCCUGUCGCCACACCAAAGCCCCUCCUCCGCAGAUGACGGUCUUUCUUUGUACGCCACCAAGAAUCUGUACACCAACAACACGGCCACUUUCCCGUUGCACUUUCCAACCAUAUCAAUCGGAUUUGGCCCCAACAAUGCUUACUACACAUAUCCCAACUGCGCCGUGAUCUUGUUUGAGAACCAUUUCCAGAUCAAGCUGAUCCAAGGCGGCGAAAGGACCGAGAUUGACGUGUGGAAGGAGGGUAUUGAAGGCACAGAGUUUCAAGUUGUCGACGUUGGUGAUGGCGAGAGUAUGAUUGUCAUGAAGGCUCUUCUACGACAAUACCUCACCAGGUUUGACAAGGAGUUGCUGAACCCCGACAGGAAUGAGAGUCUUAUUAUUUUCAGGUUUCGGGAACGAUUGGAUGGUGGUGGACCGUCCGUAAAGCCACUUCUGGAGCACUGGCUAGCGACUGACAUUCCUGUUCCGCCUGUUCACCCUUCUCAGGACACCUUUUGA
Linnemannia hyalina is the source of this 1761-nucleotide messenger RNA. The record is from the annotation of a GenBank genome assembly. Lineage: Eukaryota; Fungi; Mortierellomycota; Mortierellomycetes; Mortierellales; Mortierellaceae.